AAAUUUAAUUUCACCAAUUCUAUUAUUCUUGAGGAGAAGGAAAUUAUACAGUCCGAUCCAAAUAUUAGUUUAGAAAGUAGUAAAAUUACCGAAGAUCCAAUAGAUACCAAAGUACAUAACACACAUGAAUCAUCGUUCAAAGUGAGACAAUUAAGACGGAAAGACAUUAGGGAUUACCCAGAAAGUAUUAGGUAUAAGAUCCAGUUCUUCGAAUCGAUGUCAAGCAAACAAAUGUCUACAGAUAAGAGUUGGUCAACAAAUGUGGGUAAAUUGCGGACAAAUACUUCAGUGGAAGUAGUUGCGCGUCCACCACCCGUAGUGGUUGGAAUGGUCCUUAAGCAAAACUCUUGCGAAAUUGAUAACUGUGAUACGUAUUCGUUCGACAAACGUAAAUCCUUCCAACAGUCCAGUGUGAUGUCUAGCAAAAGUAAGGGCAACGAGAGAUUUUUAGUCAACAUUAUCGAGCCAAGGACGACUAAGAAUCCAAAAAAAGCUACAGACAUAAAUAGGUCAAUUAUCACUAUGGAUUCCCAGUUGUACAUUAAACCGCACGAAGACAACGCAACGGAUGAGGAGCGUGAUUCUGUUAGCGAAUCCGUGCGGAAUUUAAAUGAAGCCAUUCGCGAACUUGUCCAUAAAGCCUACGACCAGAGCCAAAUACUGAAACAAGCAGCCAAAGCGGUUGAUGUCUGUCGGAGAUCAAAGGUUUUUUAUAACAGCAUCCAACGAGCAGAAGCAGAACGAAUUUUGUUGACAGCAAGUUUGAAACGAGCGCACUACUUGCACCGAAUCGAAAAGGAGGAGCUGCAAUACUCAAGCGAUUCCAAAAACACGGCCGAUCUCACAAUUUCCAAUAUUAAAUUUCCAUUUAACGUUGAAGAAAUUGAUUCGAAACGUCGCUACUGGUAUCUUGUAACGUGCGUAACCGAUCGCAGGUUUCACGUUUCUUCCAUGCUGGAGCUCAACCUUAAAAGAUCCUACUUGCAGUUGCCCGAAAUGUACAGCUUUCAAGGCGUGUCCCCCGACUUUAAAAUUAAACUUCACGUGUACGAGCUUAACUCUGACAAUGCAGAUCGGAGGAAACCGAGGCGUUUACAUCGGAAGCUGAAGCAGAAAAUUUUGCAUGGAGCGCACUUUGAAGCAACGCUCGAAGGAAAAAUCCGCCCUGCUUUUAAGAAAUGCGGGUGGUUGGAGCUGACUAUUAAUAACCUCAGCCAAAAUGUUUUGACAUUGAAUAAAAAAGGGGACGGUACACCUUUGAGUGUCGUUCAUCUUUCAGCGAGUGCGUUCAGUCAGGCUUUGAAUCUCAAGCAUAGCGGGUUUCUAACGAUUGGCGCCGAAAGCAACGGUCACUUGGUGUGGGAUAAAAAUUGGUGUAGGCUUCUUAAUUCCGUCCUACACUUCUGGAGUAAUCCCAGUGAGGAAUCCCUAAACGGUUAUAAGCUCUUUAUCGACUUAAGGCACUGCGUUAUCAUCGACAUCCACAACGUGUGCUUAAGACCGAACACUUUAGCUUUAGAGCAUACGAGCUUAGAGCAAGCUUCAAGGUAUUACUUAUCCUGCGACACGUUGGAGGAAAUAGAUGAGUGGAAAAGGUGCAUCACCUCAAUUUUGGAUACAUUUAAAGGUUGGAAGGCCUUAAUGUACGUUUAAUUUAUUGUAUACGUAAUCUAAGUGACGACAUUUUUAUACGAUGACUAGACUAAUAAAGACAGAAGUGUAUAAAAUAGAA
Photinus pyralis (common eastern firefly) is the source of this 1732-nucleotide messenger RNA. RefSeq names its product anillin-like. Bases 217 to 1653 code for a protein of 478 amino acids. NCBI's taxonomy places the organism in Eukaryota, Metazoa, Arthropoda, Insecta, Coleoptera, Lampyridae. The record is from RefSeq and is a predicted model, not a curated record. The transcript has 4 exons. Gene Ontology annotation, biological process: actomyosin contractile ring assembly; septin ring organization; mitotic cytokinesis. Gene Ontology annotation, cellular component: actomyosin contractile ring.